GAGAUGCAGCUGCUGUUGGCCCUGUUAGGGGUCCUGCUGAGGGCAUCCUGGGCUCCAGCUUUGUCCUUUGAGGCCUCUGAGGAAAUGGAGCUGGGUAUGACCUCUAAGGUGGGAGAGGGUGGCAGGGAUGGGAAGCGUGUGCACCAGGAGGGGACUGCUGGCUGAGCAAAGCUGGAGAGGAUCCAGGCCCAGGCCCUGAGGAGGUGGCAGCAGGGCAGGGCCCAACCAGAGACUCAGUGUCUGGCUCCCAGCAAGCAUCCACCUAUCUCUGUGUCCACGUGAGAGGACUGGUCUUGCAGGGCCCAGGGCCCUGAUCUGGGCUGCAGAGCUGGUGGUGAGCCCCUUGGCUGUGUGUGUGCGUGUGUGUUCUGAGUACUGUGUGUGUAGCUUGGGAGGCCCAGGCAGCACGUAUGGUGUAUGCACUGUGAGAGUGAUGUGCCCCCGAGUGUGGCAUGUGCCCUGUAAGUGGCACCUAUAGCAUGUGCCGUGUGUGUGUGGACAUGGCCUGUCCAGUCCAGCAUAUGUGCUAUGCACCAUGGGUGUGUUGUGCUCCAGGUGUGGCCUUUGCCCGGUGCGUAGCAUCUGUUGCUUGUGGUUGUGUGUGUGUCCGAGGUGCUUAUGCUCUGCGUGUGCUGCAUGUUCUCUGUAUGUGGGGGGCUGCCUCAGCCAUGGCUGUGGGGUUCACUGACCUCUGCCCUUGGCCCACAGAGCCCUGCCUGGCCCCCAGCCCAGAGCAGCAAGAGCAGGAGCUGACCGUGGCCCUUGGGCAGCCUGUGCAGUUAUGCUGUGGGAGGGCUGAGCGUGGUGGCCACUGGUAUAAGGAGGGCAGUCGCCUGGCAGCUACUGGCCGGGUGCGAGGCUGGAGGGGCCGCUUGGAGAUUGCCAGCUUCAUACCUGAGGAUGCUGGCCGCUACCUCUGCCUAGCACGAAGCUCCAUGCUUGUCUUGCAUAAUGUCACCUUGGUUGUGGAUGACUCCUUGACCUCCAGCAAUGGUGAUGGGGACCCCAAGGCCCACAAUGGCCCUUCGAAUAGGCACGUUUACCCACAGCACGCACCCUACUGGACACACCCCCAACGCAUGGAGAAGAAGCUACAUGCAGUGCCUGCUGGGAACACCGUCAAGUUCCGCUGUCCAGCUGCAGGCAACCCCUCUCCCACCAUCCGCUGGCUCAAGGAUGGACUGGACUUCCACGGAGAGCAUCGCAUUGGAGGCGUUCGGUUGCGCCAUCAGCACUGGAGUCUGGUGAUGGAAAGCGUGGUGCCCUCGGACCGUGGCACGUACACCUGCCUCAUAGAGAACUCAGUGGGCAGCAUCCGCUACAGCUAUCUGCUGGAUGUGCUGGAGCGGUCCCCGCACCGGCCCAUCCUGCAGGCGGGGCUCCCAGCCAAUACCACAGCGGUGGCGGGCAGCGACGUGGAGCUGCUGUGCAAGGUAUACAGCGACGCCCAGCCCCACAUCCAGUGGCUGAAGCACAUUGUCAUCAACGGCAGCAGCUUCGGUGCCGACGGCUUCCCCUAUGUGCAAGUCCUGAAGACAACAGACAUCAAUAGCUCAGAAGUGGAGGUUCUAUACCUUAGGAACGUGUCAGCCGAGGAUGCGGGCGAGUACACCUGCCUGGCAGGCAACUCCAUCGGCCUCUCCUACCAGUCAGCCUGGCUCACAGUGCUGCCAGAGGAGGACCUCGCAUGGACAGCAGCAGCGCCCGAGGCCAAAUACACGGACAUAAUCCUGUACUCAUCGGGCUCUCUGGCUUUGGUGGUGCUCCUGCUGUUGGCUGGCCUGUAUCGGGGGCAGGUGCUCCACAGCCGGCACCCCCGGCAGCCUGCCACGGUGCAGAAGUUGUCCCGCUUUCCUCUGGCCCGACAGUUCUCCCUGGAGUCGGGCUCCUCAGCUAAGUCCAGUUCAUCCCUGGUACGGGGUGUCCGGCUCUCCUCUAGCGGGCCCCCCUUGCUCGCUGGCCUCGUGAGUCUAGACCUCCCUCUGGACCCGCUGUGGGAGUUCCCCCGGGACAGGCUGGUGCUUGGGAAGCCCCUGGGCGAGGGCUGCUUUGGGCAGGUUGUGCGUGCAGAGGCUUUGGGCAUGAACCCAGCCCAGCCUGACCAAGUCAGCACCGUGGCUGUCAAGAUGCUCAAGGACAAUGCCUCCGACAAGGACUUGGCAGAUCUGGUCUCUGAAAUGGAGGUGAUGAAGCUGAUUGGCAGGCAUAAGAACAUUAUCAAUCUGCUGGGUGUCUGCACCCAGGAAGGGCCCCUGUACGUGAUUGUGGAGUGUGCUGCCAAGGGAAACCUGCGGGAGUUCCUGCGGGCCCGACGCCCCCCAGGCCCUGACCUCAGCCCCGACGGGCUGCGGAGCAGUGAGGGGCCACUCUCCUUCCCUGCCCUGGUCUCCUGCGCCUACCAGGUGGCCCGAGGCAUGCAUUACCUGGAGUCUCAGAAGUGCAUCCACCGGGACCUAGCUGCCCGCAACGUGCUGGUGACAGAGGAAAAUGUGAUGAAGAUCGCUGACUUUGGGCUGGCCCGUGGCGUCCACCAUAUUGACUACUACAAGAAAACCAGCAAUGGCCGCCUGCCUGUCAAGUGGAUGGCACCUGAGGCCUUGUUUGACCGAGUCUACACACACCAGAGUGACGUGUGGUCAUUUGGGAUCCUGCUGUGGGAGAUCUUCACCCUUGGGGGUUCCCCGUACCCUGGCAUUCCUGUGGAGGAGCUGUUCUCACUGCUGCGGGAGGGCCAUCGGAUGGACCGGCCCCCAAACUGCCCUCCAGAGCUGUAUGGGCUGAUGCGAGAGUGCUGGCACGCGGCACCCUCUCAGAGGCCCACUUUCAAGCAGCUGGUGGAGGCACUGGACAAGGCCCUGCUGGCCAUCUCUGAGGAGUACCUUGACCUCCGCCUGACCUUUGGACCCUACUCCCUGGCCAAUGGGGAUGCCAGCAGCACCUGCUCCUCCAGCGAUUCUGUCUUCAGCCAUGACCCCCUGCCACUGGGGUCCAGUUCCUUCCCCUUCUCUGGGAUGCAGACUUGAGCAGGGGCACGAGGUUGUGUGGGCAAGACAGCCAGCAGCCCUGUGCCUCCUGGCUCAGCUGCAGUCCAUUGGUGCUUGACCUUGGCAGCCCCAGGCCCUGGCUUCAGGGUGCUGUCCCAGAUCUCCAGCUCUGCUUUGGAGAGGUCUCCUUGGUCCUGGGGUCCCUAGUUGAGGCUUCUGGCUCUGGCCUCAGGUUCCUAACCCAGUGUUCCUCCCCAGUCUCACGGCCCUCCCCUUACCCUGAGAGUCAUGCCCCACAUUCUAAUGGCCUGAGUGUUAAGGCUCUGCUUGGCUUCUGGGCCUUGGCACUUGGUUCUGGCUCCAGGGGUUUGGCUGGACCUGGGUGCAGGGUUGUCCCAAACCUCCCUGCUUCCCUACACCAAGAAAGGUCUUGGGCCUCUGGUCCCCGUUUCCUCAGGCCUCCCCCGCCUUCCUUCGGAUGGUUGUCCCAGUGUCUUGGUGCUAGGAGUUUCGGCCCUGUGCUCCUGAAGCUGGAAGCCUGCCAAAAACACAGAAGCAAAUGGCCUUCGAUAAAUUAUUUUUUUGA
This is a messenger RNA of Hipposideros armiger (great roundleaf bat), 3570 nucleotides long. It is a transcript of the gene FGFR4, whose product is annotated as fibroblast growth factor receptor 4. Gene Ontology annotation, cellular component: plasma membrane; signaling receptor complex. Gene Ontology annotation, biological process: multicellular organism development; protein phosphorylation; positive regulation of kinase activity. Bases 453 to 3023 code for a protein of 856 amino acids. The transcript is spliced from 16 exons. The record is from RefSeq and is a predicted model, not a curated record. NCBI's taxonomy places the organism in Eukaryota, Metazoa, Chordata, Mammalia, Chiroptera, Hipposideridae. Gene Ontology annotation, molecular function: ATP binding; fibroblast growth factor binding; fibroblast growth factor receptor activity.